This is a messenger RNA of Cajanus cajan (pigeon pea), 1977 nucleotides long. Its product is annotated as Splicing factor, CC1-like protein. The record is from RefSeq and is a predicted model, not a curated record. NCBI's taxonomy places the organism in Eukaryota, Viridiplantae, Streptophyta, Magnoliopsida, Fabales, Fabaceae. Gene Ontology annotation, molecular function: RNA binding. Gene Ontology annotation, cellular component: nucleus. Gene Ontology annotation, biological process: mRNA processing.
GAGGAAGCAACGCUAUUUGUAACAAGUAAAGAAAACCCUAAAACCCUAGAAAUUCAAAAUUGAGCUGAAGAAGGCUUCACAUUCAAUAGGAAGAGAAAUCGGAGGGAAGGAGGAAGCGAUGGACUUCGACGAGUACGAAUACCUGGAGAAGACAGUGGAGGAAGACGUUGAUUCCUCCAAGAAGAAGAAGGAGAUCACCGACAAGACCGAGAGGACUUACCGGAGGCGCGACGUCGACGAAGAUCUCGACGCCGACGACAGAAGGACCAAGAGGUCAAGGGCCGACGACGAGAACGGCGCUUCCAAGAAGGAUCGCGACAGAGACCGAGACCGUGACCGUGACCGCGACCGCGACCGUUCCUCCGGCCGUCACAGGAGCGAGAGGGAGAGAGACGGAGAGAGGAAAGAGAAGGAUAAGGAUAGAGAGAGGAGGGAUAAGGAUAAGGACAGGGAUAGGGAUAGGGAUAGGAGUAACCGGGAUAGGGAAAAGGAGCGCGAGAGAAGAGAGAAGGAUAGGGAGAGGGAGAGGGAGAGGGACGAGAAAGAGAGAUCCAGAAGGAGCAGGAGCCGCUCCGUGAGAGAUAGAGAGCGAGAUUUCGAAAUGCGCGAUGGCCGGAGAUUUAGGGAUAAGAAAGAGGCUGUGGAACCUGAGGCAGACCCAGAAAGGGAUCAGAGAACUGUUUUUGCCUACCAGAUGCCUUUAAAAGCAACUGAAAGAGAUGUCUACGAGUUCUUCUCAAAAGCUGGCAAGGUGAGAGAUGUCCGUCUGAUCAUGGAUAGGAACUCAAGACGAUCUAAAGGAGUUGGGUAUAUUGAAUUUUAUGAUGCAAUGUCAGUGCCAAUGGCUAUUGCUCUCUCUGGUCAACUUCUUCUUGGGCAACCUGUAAUGGUGAAACCUUCUGAAGCUGAAAAGAACCUUGUUCAAUCUAAUGCUUCUGGUGGAGCGGCUGGUGUAGCUGGGCCCUAUGGAGCUGUUGAUAGAAAAUUGUAUGUGGGGAAUCUUCACUUCAACAUGACCGAGAGUCAGCUGCGGGAGAUUUUUGAGCCAUUUGGUCCGGUUGAGGUUGUCCAACUGCCUCUUGACCUGGAGACAGGACACUGCAAGGGUUUUGGGUUUGUUCAAUUUACCCAUCUUGAACAUGCCAAGGCAGCUCAGAGUUUGAAUGGAAAAUUGGAGAUUGCUGGCAGGACUAUCAAGGUUUCAUGUGUAACAGAUCAUGUUGGAAGCCAAGAUACAACUGCAAAAUCUGCAGACUUGGACGAUGAUGAAGGUGGACUGACAUUAAAUGCACACUCAAGAGCAUUGCUUAUGCAAAGGCUGGCCGGCACUGACAUUCCUGCAAGCAUAGGUAUGCCUGGUUUGAAUGGGUCAGUUCCAGCUCAGCAGGCUAUUAGCUUGCCUCUUGGUGCAUCAGUCCUACCAACACAAGUUAUGCCUACCCCAGUGGUAGAACCUGUAGGAAGCCCCAGCGAGUGUUUACUUUUAAAGAAUAUGUUUGAUCCGAGCACCGAGACAGAGCCAGAUUUUGAUAUAGACAUUAAAGAGGAUGUAGAGGAAGAGUGUUCUAAAUAUGGCCGGGUGAAGCAUAUUUUUGUUGACAAGAAAAGUGCGGGUUUUGUUUAUUUGCAGUUUGAAACAGUGGAAGCAGCGAGUGCUGCUCAACGUGCAAUGCACAUGAGAUGGUUUGCGCGCAGGUUAAUUUCAGCCAUCUUCAUGCAACCACAGUUAUACGAAGCCAAGUUUAAAGGGGAGGUUUAAAGAAGUUCAUACAUGCUUCGAGGCUCCUGAAGAUACAAGCAUAAUUCUGUGGCCUUAGCUUUCAUAAAUUAAGUUCUAGUUUAUAGAUUUUGAUUCAUGAAUUGUAUUAGAUGUAUGAUUACAGAAAUGGUAAUGUCCCAAUAUUGGCGAUAUUUAUGAUCAGUCUAACGUUGCGCAUGUCAAUGUAUUUAACAAUCUCGCCUUGCUAUUUUUUCUUA